UGUCUCACUAACGUCCGACAGUCCCUGAACGCAGCAAGCUGCAAAACUGCGAGAGAAGCGGUGAUUGAAGGGGAUAGCAGAGCGGCGGUGGCGACGACGGCCAUCUUAGAGCUACCGUAGUAACCGACACUCAUCUUCUGGAUUUUAUUUUUCUUGUUACACAAACAUUCCGCCUGACUGACGAGGGAAGAAGAAGGUUGUUUUUUACUUCGCCGCGGUUGAACUCGAAGUCGGGAUGCGGUUCCGAGGGAAUACACAAUUUGCAUCCGCUGUCGGACUGGUCCUCGGACUAUUAUGUGCGGUGGAGGCAGCUAAAGCCAAUAAGCACAAACCAUGGAUCGAGACGACGUACCACGGGAUCGUAACGGAAAACGACGACAAAGUACUCCUGGACCCCCCUCUAAUUGCAUUGGACAAGGACGCUCCUCUACGCUACGCAGAGAGUUUUGAGGUGACCCUAACUGAAGAAGGUGAGAUUUGCGGCUUCAGGAUCCACGGGCAGAAUGUCCCCUUUGAGGCAGUGGUCCUGGACAAGUCCACUGGCGAGGGGGUCAUCCGGGCCAAAGACAAGCUGGACUGUGAGCUGCAGAAGGAACACACCUUUACCAUCCAAGCCUACGACUGUGGAGAGGGUCCCGAUGGCGCCAACAUGAAGAAAUCCCACAAGGCCACUGUCCACAUCCAGGUGAACGACAUCAACGAGUAUUCACCGGUGUUCAAGGAGAAGUCCUACAAAGCCACCGUCAUCGAGGGAAAGAAAUAUGACAGCAUCUUGAAGGUGGAGGCAGUGGACGCCGACUGCUCUUUCCAGUUUAGCCAAAUCUGCAACUACGAGAUCGUCACCCCUGACGUGCCCUUCACCGUCGACAAAGAUGGCUUCAUCAAGAACACGGAGAAACUGAGCUAUGGCAAAGAGCGCAUGUAUAAGCUGACUGUGACCGCCUACGACUGUGGAAAGAACCGUGCCUCCGAGGAUGUUCUGGUCAAGAUCAGCGUCAAGCCCACCUGCAAACCCAGCUGGCAAGGCUUCAGUAAGAGGAUUGAAUAUGAGCCUGGCACAGGUAGCCUGGCCCUUUUCCCCAGCAUGCACUUGGAGACCUGUGAUGAGCCAAUCACAUCCAUCCGAGCCAGUGUUGAACUGGAAACCAACCAUAUUGGAAAGGGCUGCGACCGUGACACCUACUCUGAGAAAUCUCUGCACAAGCUGUGUGGAGCCAGCUCCGGCACUGUGGAGCUUCUGCCUGCACCCAGCAGCUCCGCCAACUGGACGGUAGGACUGCCCACCGAUAAUGGGCACGACAGCGACCAGGUGUUUGAGUUCAAUGGCACCCAGGCCAUUAAGGUUCCUGACGGCAUGGUGAGCACCAGCCUGAAGGAGCCCUUCACUAUCUCUGUAUGGAUGAGACAUGGCCCCGGGGCCCAUGAGAAGGAGACCAUCCUCUGCAACUCUGACAAGACAGAGAUGAACAGACACCACUACUCGCUCUACGUCCACAACUGCCGGCUGAUCCUUCUCCUCCGCCAGGAUCCAUCAGAGGCCGAGAACUACAAACCAGCCGAGUUUCACUGGAAACUCGACCAGGUCUGUGACAAAGAGUGGCAUCACUAUGUGCUGAAUGUGGAGUUCCCCACUGUGUCUCUGUUUGUGGAUGGAACUACCUUUGAGCCCUUCCUGGUUACAGAGGACUACCCACUGCAUGCAUCCAAGAUCGAAACUCAGCUCACUAUUGGUGCCUGUUGGCAAGACAACUCAGGACAUGACAAUGACACUGAGUCAGUCUCUGAGCCCACCUCAGGCGGAAAUGCUCGAAUGGCUCAGUUUUUCCGGGGGAACCUAGCAGGACUGAUGAUUCGCUCUGGCAAGCUGGAGAACAAGAAGGUGAUCGACUGUUUGUACACCUGCAAGGAAGGACUGGACGUGCAGCUGCCUGAGGAGGUAGCUUCAGCUGUUAAGGUGGAGUUCAACCCCAACCAGUCCUCUUUGACCGUUGAGGGUGACGACAUCGAUGCCUUUGACAAGGUCAUGCAGCACAUCUCCUACUUGAACUCCCGCCAGUUCCCGACACCUGGCAUCAGGCACCUUCGCAUCUCCACCACCGUCAAAUGCUUCAACGAGGAGUCCUGCGUAACGGUGCCAGAUGCUGAAGGUUAUGUGAUGGUCCUUCAGCCCGAGGAACCCAAGAUAAGCCUGAGCGGCAUCGACCACUUUGCUCGCAGCGCUGCCGAAUUCGAGAGCCAGGAAGGCGUGACACUGUUCCCCGAACUACGCAUCGUGAGCACAAUCACCCGCGAAGUUGAGGCCGACACAGAGUCUGAAGCAGCAGAGGGGGCUGACGACGACCCUACGGUCCAAGAGACAGUGGUGUCAGAAGAGAUCAUGCACAACCUGGACACAUGUGAAGUGACUGUGGUGGGAGAUGAGCUGGACGGGGAGCAUGAGGGCCUGGAGGUGGACAUGUCCCAGCUGCAGCAGCAUGGCCUGGAGAUGAGUUCCUCUAACCUGGGCCUCGUCAUCACUGGUGUGAACACCAUGGCCAACUACGAACAGGUCCUGCAUCUCAUCCGUUACAAGAACUGGCACACAGAGGCUCUCUUUGACAGGAAAUUCAAACUGGUCUGCUCUGAACUAAACGGUCGCUACAUCAGCAAUGACUUCAAGGUCGAGGUGAAUGUAAUCCACACAGCCAAUCCUGUGGAGCAUGCCAACAAUGCCAUGGUGCAGCCUAACUUCAUUAACCCUGUGCAUCAUGCCUCUGUGGAUCUGUCUGGUCACAACCUGGUCAACGCUCACCAGGCAUCAGUGGUUCCCAGUGCCGCCACCAUUGUCAUUGUGGUGUGCGUUAGUUUCCUGGUGUUUAUGAUCAUCUUGGGAGUGUUCCGAAUCCGAGCUGCACACCAGAGCACCAUGAGAGACCAGGAGAACGGCAAGGAGAACGAGAUGGACUGGGAUGACUCGGCCCUCACCAUCACCGUCAACCCCAUGGAGACGUACGAGGACCAGCACAGCAGCGAGGAGGAGGAGGAAGAGGAGGAGGAGAGCGAGGAUGGAGAGGAGGAAGAUGACAUCACAAGCGCUGAGUCAGAGAGCAGCGAAGACGAGGAGGGCGGGGAGCCAGAGGACCAGCAGGGGGCCAGCAGACAGCAGCAGCUGGAGUGGGACGACUCCACCCUCACCUACUAGAGCACUAGAACACACACACACACACACACACACACACACAGAGCACACACACACACACACACACACACACACACACACACACACACACCACUCAACACAAGCUCACAGACACACACAUCACCAACUCACACUCACCGCUCCACACACACUCCCCACCCCCCUACAGUUUCAUGUCCAAGGAGCCAUGAUGUAAAAAAAAAAUAAUACAAAAAACAAAAACAAAAAUUCCCUUCAACAUAUAUAUGGUCAAGGUUUUCCUGUUGUUAUCUUAGUGGUGGUACUCAGUGUAGUGUAGUCAUCACCGGAUUGCUGAUUUUUACUGUUUAUUUUUUUAUUUAUUAUAUUUUAAUUCCCAGGAAAACUUGGCCUACAUUUUGUUUUGAAAUGUGUGAGGAAGCCAACCCUGCACUUUUUGUUUUCUCUCUGAAGUAAAGGCUUUCAAAUGGAGAAUUUUUUCCCCCUAAUGUAUAUUCUUUGCGUAAUGCUUUUAGAUUUGUUUGCCGCUAAACUCACGUAUAGCUUUGACUUGAGUUCUCUUGACUUGUAGUCCACAGUGAAACAAAAUGAUGCUUUUAACAAGUAGACCGCUUUUUUUCUUUUCUUUUUCCUUUCUUUUAGUGCAUGAGGCUAUUUGAGAAGUCAUAUGUGUAGAGAAAUAAAUUGCUUUUUAAAGAUUUUGUAAAUAUAAAGAAACCAUGUAAUUAGUCAAUGUGUUAGUGAAGGCCUACUCAAUGGGGUCCAAUAUCUAAAAUGACGCAGUACGUAAUGUAGAAUAUUUGUGUCACAGAGGCUGUAGCAUGUCGCUAAAUUUCUGCAAAAGCUGUUCCAUCUUGCUUGUACAAAAAUGUCUGCUUCACGAUGAGAAACCCAGGACUGUUAAGCGGAGGUUUCCAUGACAAAGUGGUGUCCAUUUUGUCUUUUCUUUUUUUUUUUUGCAAAGAGGAAAAUUAGUUCUUUUGCUUUCUCGUAGAGAGGACUGGUCGAUGGUUUCAGCUUCAUACAUGCUUUGCUUUGCUUGCACAGGUGGCAAUGCUCUACUCCAGGUGUCAGUGUAUUUCAUUCCCAAUAGAUCUCAUUGUUGUACAGAAGGGAUUUUCUUUUUGUUCAGGGUAAUCAUACUCAGAGAAAUGCUAAUGUACAAAUCGACAUUUUGUGUGGAACAGUACAAACACCAGGCCAGCAGGUACUGUAGUGCUGUCGAUCUGGAAAUAUGGGUACUAACAUUUCUGCCAGUGUAUUUGGACAAGUCGAGAGAUUUCCUCAGCAGCUUUAAAAAGCCCUUCGUCCGUAUCCCAGUCCUGCUUUGCUGACAGAAGUAGGAAGGAAAAAACCCUUCAGACUACUGAAAGAGCAGAUUUAUGACAGACGGAGCUUUAGUGGAGCCCGAAUAGUGCAGUUGCUGGCAUUGUUUUGGGGGAGAGAAGUGAAAUGAAAGUACUUUCAGGAUUGCUUUGUUGCAAGUUUAUUUACAGUGGCACGGCUAUUUAACCUGAAACAAUAAAACCUUUAUUAGAUGCAUUUUUAAACUGGUUUCCUUUUGCAAAUUAAGCACCGUCUUUAUCGUACUUUAAGGAAUUACAACAGAGGGUAUGACUGCAUAGUUUACAAAAGGAAAACACUUUAUAAAUGAAUCUUGUUUGAAUCUUAAAAUGAAAUAUUUUUUUGCAGUAGACCACUAGAUUUUAUUGUACAUGGAACUGUACUGUAGAGUUGUUCUAAGAUAUUUGUUUACAUUUGGUAAACUUAUUUUCCAUCUGGUAUUAGUAUAAAGCUUAUACAAUUGAUUGGGAAAAUGUGUCCAACCUCUAUCUCCUCUCAGACACUGUUGUCCAUCACUGUUGUAUAUAUCUUUCACAAAAACCAGACACAAAUGUACCUUCACACGUAACUAUUUAGUGUUUGUGUCAUGUUUUUGGGUACCAAGUAAAAUGUUAACGUCUCCCAAACCUGCAUUAAUUACAGCAAAUCAGAUUUCGGGGCAGUUAAGUGAACAGAGUGUUCCAGGAUUAGAAAUGUUGUGAGUCUCAUAUUUUGCAUGCAAGUCUACUUUCAGAGGCCAAAAUUUAAUUUAAAAUCACAUUCAAGGCUCUUUCUGGAGACAGUUUCUUUUGAGGGUUUGAGUUGCACAGUUGUGUCUCUUAGCUUCAAUUAAUUUAUAAUUUUUUAAGAGGUGUGUGGUGGAAAUGUAGUGAACAGUCUCCCCUCCAUGAUGACUUGGACUUGUAAAAAAGGGGGCCAGGUCUGAGCCGGCUGAGAUGGGAGUGCCUUUUUCCGAUCAUAGCGUAAUUUAGCAGGUCUAACAAAAAAAAAAAACACUCAUCCGUGCUCUUUUAUUUGUGGCAAUUUUGUUGUUUUUUAUUUGUAUUUGUUUAAAGCUAGAUUUCUUACAGGGCUGGGGAUUACGUUUUCUUUCAGUUUGUCGUAACAAUAGUCCACCGCUAGUUUUAUUAAAAGUGAAAAACGUUUUACAUAGAUGUCAUGUGUCCAUGUUGAUGUGUAGAGGAAGUAGAUCCAUAUUGUAUCUUCUAUAGAUAUUGUACUAAAUCAUUGACGGAAUCCACCUUUAAAAAUAUGUACAGUACAUUAUGAAAUUGCUUUGGCAGCAUACAUGGGUAUACUGUUAACUCACCUAUUUGUGUAUAGUGGAAGGUAAUUUUGAACAGUGUCCUAUUGCCUGAGUUGUUGAGAAAUGAUUUUGAGGGCAGCAUGAAAUUCACCAGAGUUAUAAGCCUGUCAACUCCGAAAUUCUGUUUCAUUAUGUCAAACACUCGAUGUCCACAUUUCAUCUACAGUUUCAAAGUACAAUACCAUGGGUCACUGAUACGUGCACACUGACUCCAAAGUCAAGUCUCCACAGUGACUUCACCAUCUCCAGUUUUCUGGGUUUAUUGCUUUCUGAUCAGCCCCUGAGCUAAGUGUAAGUUGGUUGAAUUGAAUGUCACUGCCUAACAAACUGAAAUGCAGCCAUACUGUAAUAACACUAAGAUGUAAGGGGAAUUUACUUUGCAUGAACCACAAGUUUGUGUAUGUUCCAUGUGGGGUUGUGAGACUGGAGUGAGGAAGGAGACGUGAUACACUACUGAUUCUCAGAUUGUCUGUUUCACACGUCCAAAUGUUUUUUUUUUGUUUAUUUUUUUUUCUUUUAAAAAUUUGCUCAAAAUGGAUGGUGGCAAUGUUUUCAGAACGGUUGAAUGCUUCCUUUGUGCUUGUUGGAGCUGCUCUCACUUUUCUACCAAUUAAAAGGCAAAUUGUAGUGAAGUUGAUGCUUGCUCGUAAACAAAAUAAAGGAUGAUAAGAUGGGGUAUAA
This is a messenger RNA of Dicentrarchus labrax (European seabass), 6488 nucleotides long. RefSeq names its product calsyntenin 1 (gene clstn1). Gene Ontology annotation, biological process: homophilic cell-cell adhesion; positive regulation of synaptic transmission; positive regulation of synapse assembly. Gene Ontology annotation, molecular function: X11-like protein binding; calcium ion binding; amyloid-beta binding. The record is from RefSeq and is a predicted model, not a curated record. The transcript is spliced from 19 exons. Gene Ontology annotation, cellular component: cell surface; postsynaptic membrane. Lineage: Eukaryota; Metazoa; Chordata; Actinopteri; Moronidae. Bases 236 to 3181 code for a protein of 981 amino acids.